AGGUGAUGAAGUUUCAGGAUGAGUUAGAGUCUGGGAAAAGACCCAAGAAACCAGGCCAGAGUUUUCAGGAACAGGUUGAACACUAUAGAGACAAGCUGCUCCAGAGGGAAAAAGAAAAAGAGUUGGAAAGAGAACGGGACAGAGACAAAAAGGACAAGGAAAAAUCUGAGUCCAGGUCCAAAGAUAAGAAGGAAAAGGAGGAAUGUACACCAACAAGAAAAGAGAGGAAAAGACGACACAGUGCUUCACCUAGCCCGUCUCGCAGCAGUGGCAGUAGACGAGCAAAAUCUCCGUCACCAAAAUCUGAACGCUCAGAGCGCUCUGAACGGUCCCACAAAGAGAGUUCACGUUCUCGUUCAUCGCAUAAAGAUUCUCCCAGAGAUGUCAGUAAAAAAGCCAAAAGGUCGCCAUCUGGCUCCAGGACACCCAAAAGAUCAAGAAGAUCACGAUCCAGAUCCCCUAAAAAGUCAGGGAAAAAAUCCAGGUCUCAGUCCCGUUCUCCUCACAGAUCUCACAAGAAGUCAAAGAAAAGCAAACACUGACAAUGUUAAUAUUUUUUUAUGAUGCUGUCACUUACUGGAAAUGCGGUUUUGUUUUUGUGCCUGAACAGUCUGUUAAAAAACAAAAAAAGCAUUCCUGAUUUUUUUUUUUUUUUUUUUUUUUUUGGUGAAUGCACGUGUAUACUCAUGAGUAUCGGCAUCUGUAGACCUGUCAUUGUUUUAUAUUGUACAAAAUACCUUCAUUGUGACUAUUCCCCAAAUGAAACAUUUUUGUGUUUAGAAGUUUCAUCAGAAAUGUGUGUAACUGAUCUGCUGGCAGUAGUGAUAUUUUGUUUUAGAAUGUUGUGACAUAGCAGAAAUAACUCAAUUGUUCCCCCUUUUUGUAGCUUUGACAAUUUGAAUUAGAUUUCAAAUAAAAUCUGAACAGAAAAUUAA
This is a messenger RNA of Antrostomus carolinensis (chuck-will's-widow), 935 nucleotides long. Its product is annotated as U2 snRNP-associated SURP motif-containing protein-like. Bases 6 to 542 code for a protein of 178 amino acids. The record is from RefSeq and is a predicted model, not a curated record. The transcript has 4 exons. Lineage: Eukaryota; Metazoa; Chordata; Aves; Caprimulgiformes; Caprimulgidae.